CCUCACACACGGACGUUCGGGCGCUGCAGCGUUUCUCUGAGAGUUUUUUUUUUUUUGUUAAAAAACAAAAAAGUGCCGCGAGAGGAGCAAAACAAUGUUCCGAUCCUGACUGAAAUUGAACGGAUUAGCAGUCUAUUCUGAGCGCUAAUGAGAUUAGAGAGUCAUCGCAGACAUGGGUCGCAGUGGCAUGGUACCUUUUGUUGAGCUCCUUGGGGAGUGUUUUUCCUGUCAGUUCUUCAGCGCUGGAAAUGGCGUUCUGAUGCUGAGCAAGGAAGACGCAGCCGUGGCGGAUGCCAGGGAAUAGAAAUUACAUGAUUACCUAUGCUGGUCUGUGGUGUGGAUUCGUAGUAGCGGUGGACAAAAUGAAAUACCAGAAGUACAUUACUGUUAUGCAGAUGGCUAUGGGAGUGACCGCCUCAAACAAAGACAAUUGCCUGCCUCCGAAGAGACGGAUGUGGGUGACCCCCAGCUCCGAUGCCUCCACGGCUGCGGCCUCGUCGGUGAGCGUGAGCCAGGGCAAGCCGUCGCUGCGUCGGAUCAAGGGCCGGAUUCACAGGAGCAAGAGCCUGGACAGCAUCGACCUGCUCGACUCCAACAGUGCAGCGAUGGAGGAAACUGUAAUAUGGGAACAGCACACAGUGACCCUUCACAGGGCGCCAGGGUUCGGGUUCGGGAUAGCCAUCUCGGGAGGUCGGGAUAACCCUCAUUUUCAGAGCGGGGAGACCUCCAUCGUCAUUUCUGACGUCCUGAAAGGAGGCCCGGCGGAGGGACUGCUACAGGAGAAUGACCGGGUCGUGAUGGUCAAUGCCGUCUCCAUGGAUAAUGUAGAGCACGCGUACGCUGUGCAGCAGCUCCGGAAGAGCGGGAAGAAUGCGAAAAUAACGAUCCGGCGGAAACGGAAGGUGCAGAUCCCGGUGGCACGGCUCGCCGACCGCGAGACCAUGUCGGAGCACGAGGAGGAAGAGGAGGAGGAGGAGGACAGCUACGACGACGAGACGUACGAGGACAGGAGCGCGCGCAGCGGCCCCAGCGCCUACGGCGGAGCGGGCGGGGCGGCGGGCAGGCGGAGCGAGCGCGGGGGCGGCGGCCGGCGGGACCGCAGCGCCUCCCGCGAGAGGAGCCUCUCGCCCCGCUCCGACCGCCGCUCCCUCGCCUCCAACCUGCCCCCCCGCCCCGCCAAAGUCACCCUCGUCAAGUCCCGCAAGAACGAAGCAGAAUAUGGGCUGCGCCUGGCCAGCCACAUCUUCGUGAAGGACAUCUCCCCCGAGAGCCUGGCGGCGCGGGACGGCAACAUCCAGGAGGGAGACGUGGUGCUGAAGAUUAAUGGCACUGUAACAGAGAACCUGUCCUUGAUAGACGCUAAGAAGCUGAUCGAGAGGUCAAAGGGCAAGCUAAAAAUGGUGGUGCAGAGAGACGAGAGGGCGACGCUGCUCAACAUCCCCGACUUGGACGACAGCAUCCCCUCGGCCAACGCCUCCGACAGAGACGACAUUUCAGAAAUUCAUUCACUGGCAUCAGACCAUUCCAAUCGAUCACAUGACAGAAACCGCAGCAGUCGGUCGCGCUCCCCCGACAGGCGGUCCGAGCCCUCAGACCUUUCCAGGCACUCUCCACAGCCAAUCAGCAACGGCAGCCACAGAAGUCGAGAGGAGGAGAGGAUUUCAAAGCCAGGGGCACUUUCAACUCCUGUUAAAUUAGCCGAGGACGCGCUAAUCUCCAAGCCAGCCGAACAGCCCGGGGCCAAAGAGGAGACACUGAUUCCCCCGCUGCCAGAGCCCAAACCAGUGUACGCCCAGCCUGGCCAGCCCGAUGUGGACCUUCCUGUGAGCCCCUCUGACGCCCCUGUGCCCAGCGCUGCCCAUGAUGACAGCAUUCUGAGACCGAGCAUGAAGCUGGUGAAGUUUAAGAAGGGGGAGAGCGUGGGGCUGCGUCUGGCCGGAGGGAACGACGUGGGCAUCUUCGUAGCGGGAGUGCUGGAGGACAGCCCUGCUGCCAAGGAGGGCCUGGAGGAGGGCGACCAGAUUCUCAGGGUAAACAAUGUGGACUUCGCUAACAUCAUCCGAGAAGAGGCCGUGCUCUUCCUCCUCGACCUUCCCAAAGGGGAGGAGGUCACCAUUCUGGCCCAGAAGAAGAAAGAUGUGUACCGGCGGAUCGUGGAGUCGGACGUGGGCGACUCGUUCUACAUCCGGACCCACUUCGAGUACGAGAAGGAGUCUCCCUACGGCCUGAGCUUCAACAAGGGCGAGGUCUUCCGUGUGGUGGACACCCUGUACAACGGCAAGCUGGGCUCCUGGCUGGCCAUCCGCAUCGGCAAGAACCACCAGGAGGUGGAGAGAGGGAUCAUUCCCAACAAGAACAGGGCGGAGCAGCUGUCCAGCGUGCAGUACACCCUCCCCAAAACAGCAGGGGGCGACCGCGCGGACUUCUGGAGGUUCCGCGGCCUGCGCAGCUCCAAGAGGAACCUACGGAAGAGUCGAGAGGACCUCUCUGCCCAGCCAGUCCAGACCAAGUUCCCGGCCUACGAGAGGGUGGUGCUGAGAGAGGCUGGCUUCCUGAGGCCUGUGGUGAUCUUCGGGCCCAUCGCUGACGUGGCGCGGGAGAAGCUGGCCAGAGAGGAGCCCGACCUGUUUGAGCUGGCGAAGAGUGAACCCAGGGACGCCGGGACGGACCAGCGCAGCUCCGGAAUCAUCCGUCUCCACACCAUCAAGCAGAUUAUCGACCGGGAUAAGCAUGCGGUGCUGGACAUCACCCCCAACGCGGUGGACCGGCUGAACUACGCGCAGUGGUACCCCAUCGUGGUGUUCCUGAACCCCGACAGCAAGCAGGGGGUGAAGAACAUGAGGACGCGGCUGUGCCCCGAGUCCAGGAAGAGCGCCCGCAAGCUGUACGAGCGCGCCCUCAAGCUGAGGAAGAACAACCACCACCUCUUCACCACCACCAUCAACAUGAACAGCAUGAAUGACGGGUGGUAUGGAGCUCUGAAGGAGACCAUCCAACAGCAGCAGAACCAGCUGGUGUGGGUUUCAGAGGGCAAGGCGGACGGCGCCCCCGACGACGACCUGGACCUGCACGACGACCGGCUGUCGUACCUGUCGGCGCCGGGCAGCGAGUACUCCAUGUACAGCACGGACAGCCGGCACACCUCGGACUACGAGGACACAGACACGGAGGGGGGCGCCUACACCGACCAGGAGCUGGACGAGACGCUGAACGACGAGGUGGGCCUGCCCGCCGAGCCCGCCAUCACCCGCUCCUCGGAGCCCGUGCGCCAGGACCCGCCCGUCAUCCAGGACCCGCCCGGCUACGCCGGCUAUCAGCACGCCGUGCAGCCGGACCCGCUGAACCGGAUAGACCCGGCCGGGUUCAAGUCCUCGGCACCGCAGCAGAAAGCAGAGGCUGUUCCCGCCAUGCCUUGCCUCCCCCAGCAGCCUGAGGCUGUGACAGCGCCCCCUGCUGUCGACCACUCUGUACAUGUAGCUGGUAUGAGCCCUGAGGAGCCUCCUUCAGCUCCCCAAAGCGACCCCAGCCCCCAGGCUGGCUCGCUUAGGAGACCCACCCCCGAGCUAACCCAACCCCCGACACACGAGCCCCUCCAAUCCGGACCGCCCAAUUCCGAACCAAAGAUGUACAAGAAGGAUCUGUACGGUAUGGAGGAGCCGAUGAGGCCGAGUCACGCGCUGAAGCAGCCUCCGCCGGUGGCGGGACCGCCCCUGACCUACGACCCCCAGCCCCCAUACCAGGACGAACAGCCAUACAGAGAUUACGAGCACCCCCCCUACCGCUACGACGGGGGCGGCUACCUGGAACCAAAGUCUCGCAGCUUCGACUCACACCUGCACUACGAGAACCGCGUGCCUCACUACGACGACCAGUGGUCCCCCUAUGACCAGCAGACCUCGCCCCAGGCGCCGGGGUACCAGCCGACGCGCCCGCCCUUCGAGAACCAGCACCCCGCCGGGUACAACCCGCGGCUGCCCUAUGACGGCGGGGCGGAGCGCGACUACAGCCCACCUCAGCCCCGCUACGACGAGCCCCCGCUGAGCUACGACGCCCGGCCGCGCUACGGGAAGCCGGGGCCGGCGCCAGUGCGCUACGACGAGCCGCCCCCGCCCGCCCCUGCGGCGUACGACUCCCGCCCCCGCUAUGAGCCGGAGCCCCACCCCUACCCCCCGCCCGCCACGCACUCCCCAGAGCCCCCGAAGCAGUACUACGACCCCGCGCCGCGACCGGCCUACAGCCAGCCGCCCCAGAGCCGCGCCUACAAGCCGGGCCCGUACGAGCCCAUGCUCAACUCGGAGGCCCCCCCGCCGCCUCCCAAACCCGAACCCCUCACCCCCGCUGGUGAUGGUGUGGUCAUUGCCGCGCCCAAACCCCUGCCCCCGCCCCCGAGGGAGGAGCCUGAGGACGACCCCGCCAUGAAGCCGCAGUCGGUGCUCACCAGGGUCAAGAUGUUCGAGAACAAGCGCUCCGUGUCUGUGGACCGGGGGAAGGAGGCGGGAGACUCCGCGGGGAUCAGGCCGGCAGACGUGCCCCCCAAACCCAGCAUUCCCCCCUGCUCUGUUCCCAAAGCCAAUUCCCUCAGCCACCUGGACCAGGAGAAGACCGCUUACAGAGCUCCAGAGCCCCAGACCAAACCCCCGGAUGACGUGGUGCGGCCCAACCACUACGACCCUGACGAGGACGAGGAAUACUACAGGAAGCAGCUGUCCUACUUUGACCGGCGCAGUUUCGACAGCAAGGCACCCCCCCAGCCCGCCCCCGCCGUCAACCGCUUCCCCGAGCUGACCAAGCCUGCACAGCCGCAGGCCCAGCCCACGUACAACUACUCCAGAUUUCAUGGCUCUUACUCUCGCUUUGACCACCUGAAAAGGAGUCAAAAGGGCAGGGCAGAGUCGGUGGAGAAGGCGAGUCCCGUGGAGAAGAGAUACGAGCCGGUGGCCCAGGUCACGCCCCCUCCCUCUCAGUACGGCCAGCCCAGCCCCGCCGUCCCACCCGCCACGCUGCCCAAACCCGCCACCGCUGAAGUGAACCCCCUGCCCGAUCCUCACGGCUCUCCGAAAUCCAAGCCCGACCUGUCAGGGCUCCGCCCCACCAACCGCGAGGACACGGUCCAGAGCAACUACCUGCCCCAGAAGAGCUUCCCGGAGAAGUCCCCGGUGAACGGCACCGACCCGCCCUCCAAGCCGCCGGCCACCUCCAGCUACAACCGCUACGUCCCCAAGCCUUACACCAGCUCCGCCCGGCCCUUCGAGCGCAAGUUCGAGAGCCCCAAGUUCAACCACAACCUGCUGCCCAACGACACGCAGCCCAAGGCGGAGCCCGUCUCCAAGCCCGUGGCCGCGGUGCCGCCGCCCGGCCCGGCCAGCGCCCCCGGCAAGCCCCAGGUCUCCCCUCAGCCGGCCGAGAUGGACAGCGGGCUGGACAACAGGCCCAAAUACCAGCACAACAACAUCAACGCUGUGCCCAAGGCCAUCCCAGUCAGCCCCAGCGCGCUGGAGGAUGACGAGGAGGACGAAGGGCACACGGUGGUGGCCACGGCCCGGGGCAUCUUCAACAGCAACGGCGGCGUGCUGAGCUCCAUAGAGACGGGCGUGAGCAUCAUCAUCCCGCAGGGGGCCAUCCCCGAGGGCGUGGAGCAGGAGAUCUACUUCAAGGUCUGCAGGGACAACAGCAUCCUGCCGCCCCUCGACAAGGAGAAGGGAGAGACUCUGCUCAGCCCCCUGGUCAUGUGCGGCCCUCACGGCCUCAAGUUCCAGAAGCCUGUGGAGCUGCGCCUACCUCACUGUGCGUCUAUGACCCCCGACGGUUGGUCUUUCGCUCUAAAAUCCUCCGACUCCUCGUCGGGUGACCCCAAGAGCUGGCAGAACAAGUCUCUCCCCGGGGACCCCAACUACCUGGUGGGCGCAAACUGCGUGUCGGUGCUCAUCGACCACUUCUGAAGAGGGAAACAGCUGGUCUGUUACUGAAUGUGAACGCUGGCGGAUCAUUCUCGUACACCCAAUACCCCACACCCAGUACCCUGUACCCCAUCUCCCUUCCCCCACCCCUUCCCCAAAUAAUAAAAAUCAACCACCUGUAAGCUGGGGUCAGCACCGCUCAAUGAAGUAUUAACCCUCUGACCUCCUUUUUAGAGUACCCACAGAAAUCACAAGAGGACGGAGGCCGAUGUUCUAACAAGUGCUGUUCUGUUUCUUUUUCUUUUUGUUUUGCUUUGUUUUUUUUUUUUUUUUUAGGUCCUUAAAGGCUCGCAACACAAAAAUAAAAAAAGAAAAAACUUUUCAAACCAUUAUUGGAACUCUUGCCCUGUGCCACUGGUUGAAUCCUGUUUUCAGCCAAGUUCUCCUAGUGUCUAUGUGACUGCUUUGUGAGGAUUUUAAAUUUGAAGGAUACUACACAAGUGGAAGUAUAUUUCAGAUGUGUUUGUAUGUAUGGGUAUGUGUGU
Megalops cyprinoides (Indo-Pacific tarpon) is the source of this 6442-nucleotide messenger RNA. It is a transcript of the gene tjp1a, whose product is annotated as tight junction protein 1a. Lineage: Eukaryota; Metazoa; Chordata; Actinopteri; Elopiformes; Megalopidae. Gene Ontology annotation, biological process: cell-cell adhesion; cell-cell junction organization; protein localization to cell-cell junction. Gene Ontology annotation, cellular component: plasma membrane; bicellular tight junction. The record is from RefSeq and is a predicted model, not a curated record. Gene Ontology annotation, molecular function: cell adhesion molecule binding. The transcript has 30 exons. The coding region runs from base 291 to 5939 and encodes 1882 amino acids.